AAGCAGAAAAUGGGACCGGCUGCCACCUCGCUCGCUCUCCUGUGUUUAUGUUCUCUGGGAGUGUGUGUUCCUACAGGGACGGCCGCCGCAGCACCAACACAGGCAUCCCUUUCAGAGGUGAAGAGGGCGCGAGGGGACGUUCCCGAUAUUCUUCCAGAACCUGAACCAGAGCCAACCAGCCCAGUGUCAGACUUUGAAAACUCAUACAACUAUGUCUUGUCCAGAUUAGCCGAUAUGGACCAGGCGAUCCACAAGCUGAAUGUUGGUCACUACACCCUGGAUGUUAAAGUCAGCCAGUUAAUGGACCGGCUGACCAGGGUGGAUGCUAAAGUUGAGGAGCUGGAGGACAGCAUCCGGGGGGUCUACCAGCACAGCAAGGCCAACCGCAAGGAGAUGGGACGACUGGAAGGUUGCCAGAAGGGACACCGGAUGGGAUACAAAUGCUAUCUCGUGUACAAUAGCCACGAGGACUACGCCGGAGCGUCCGGGAAGUGCCUGGAGCGCGGCGGUCGCAUGGCGAUGCCGCGCGACCGCAAGGAGCAGGAGGCCCUCGCCGACUACGUCAAGUCCUUUUUCCACCCGGGGAACUGGCCCGUCUGGCUGGGCGUCAACGACCUGCGAUCUGAGGGCAUGUACCUCUUCGACGACGGGACGCGGGUCUCGUACUUCCAGUGGCGCAAACACUUCCUGUCCAGCCAGCCGGACGGCGGGAGGCGGGAGAACUGCGUGUCGAUGUCUUCGGACGACGGCGACUGGUGGGACCACUACUGCGAUCGGACCAUGAACUAUAUGUGCGAGUUUGAUGACAGGGUGGCACUUUAAGAAGAACUCUUUUUUUUUCCUACUUUGAGCUUCAGUUAUUAUAAUCACGAGAAAUAAAAGCCCAUUCUAUUUUCAAAUAACUUAUUGCCCUUUAAAAUACACUUAAAACAUAGCUGGAUUGGUUGUUUUCAAGGGUGGGGUCUUAAAUGCUCCAUAAGAAAAAGAAUUUUUCAAUAUAAAUAUCAAUUAUGAUUUCCAUCCUAUAUGCUAUUAGUGCAGCAGUGUUUAAGUAGUGUCCAUAUGCGUACAGGAUAAAAACAUCUGCCAUGGAAAUAUUUCAAGGUAUUGUUUUUUUUAAGGUGAAACAGAAUGCAGCUUUUAAUUUUUCAACGCUCAAGAAUCCAUGUAUUGCCAUUUAAGUUCUAAAAGUACAGAAAAAGUAAGAUUAGGUAACUUUAUCAGAUGAAGUUAGUAUAAUAAAUAUAUUAUUCAUGCAGCUGCAGUGAUAUGAAUGUAAACCAGUCAGGACUCUGCUGUGAUUUCAUGCUGGCGAUUCUCAAUAUUUAUUCAAAGUUUGCAAAAAAAAAACAUGAAAAUCUGGGAGGCACUUUCUUCAGAAUCAGCACAUAGUGAACCUCUUGAAGAUAUAAAUCAAUGUGUGUUUGGGCUGAACAGUAGCCAGUGCUUUGCUGUUACUUCUGAGCUUUGAAGCUAUUUUAACAGUCUGGUCAAACUGCUGAUUCUCCAACAUCUCAGACCAGAACAUUUUCCCACAGUAUGUAAAGCAAAAGAGUUUUAUAUAAAACACGAAUGUAAGUGCUUUUCAUAAAUCUGCCUCACCAGUAGGGCUGGGUAUUGUGUGAUAUGUUUUGAUACAGUGCUGGUACCACAAUGACACUUUUGUGA
This is a messenger RNA of Anarrhichthys ocellatus (wolf-eel), 1668 nucleotides long. RefSeq names its product C-type lectin domain containing 11A (gene clec11a). The record is from RefSeq and is a predicted model, not a curated record. The coding region runs from base 10 to 822 and encodes 270 amino acids. Gene Ontology annotation, biological process: ossification. The transcript is spliced from 5 exons. Gene Ontology annotation, molecular function: growth factor activity. Lineage: Eukaryota; Metazoa; Chordata; Actinopteri; Perciformes; Anarhichadidae.